AUGGGUAACCACAGCAGUCAUGAAAAGUCUGGAACAGAUGGAAGUGGUAGUGGGACUAGUACCCCUCGUGGAUCUACGCGAGGAAAUAGAUCUGGGUCCAACGGGGAAGUGCAAGGUCAACCGGAAAAACCUGAACCCGCGGCGCCCUUGUCUCUUGUUCCAGUAGAAAAACUCGGAAAGCUGCUAGUUCAACGUUCACAAAAAGAGGAUGGAGUCAACGGUGUUACAGAAAAUUCUUUUACAAAAUACCUCUUCCCCCGGUACCCCGAAUUGGCGAGACAGUUCUACAGAUACAUCCACAAGUUGGGGAAGUGCAAGAACAAGCACAUCCCGCUGGCCACUUUUCGGCAUCAGUGCGAGAGAAUAUUAGCGAUUCUUGACGACAAUGCGAUUAUCGAUACAUAUGUUAGAAUGUUUUGCACAGAUCCCGAAGAGGCGUCAGUGACCCCGGACGAUCUACGCAGCCUUCUCUAUGUUAGCUACAAAUUAUCUAUGGACUACUAUCCCGAAGGACCACAGACAUGCAUGCUGAUUAAUAAGACGCUGACCGCCGUGGUGGGGGGGUGUUUCAACAAGGCAGACUCGCAUAGCGUCAAUUUUGUAGUCCGUUGGCUGGAGGAGCAUUGUCAUCGCCUAGUCUUUCCUGUGCAUAGAUAUUGUGUUCAUCUUCUGGCUACUCGUCACCGUGAACUGGAGUCUCAGUUGGAGUCCAGUCCGGGCGAGAGUGGGACGGGUAUCGAAUUGGCUACGCCCGUGUUAGACAGGGUCGGGCCUACUGUUGCGUUGUUGCCUGUGUCUGCUGCUUGGUUGGUAGCUGCUACUUUACCACAGGUAUACACGCGCCCAUUGAAACCCCCUCCAGUAGCGCACAGUGGUAGCAACAGCGCAAGCGCAGCGUGGAUGUCUCGGCUCGUGUGCGCCCUACCCUCCCACUGGGUACCACUCUACUCCUCCAACGAACAUGGGUUGGGCGCUAAUAGGUUUCUACACCACACUUUGGCAUACAGAGGCCCUACACUAGUCGUGGUCGCCGGAAGCGCGGAAGGUGGCGAAAGUGUCACUGUGGUGGUGGCUUCAUCCCAGGAGUGGAGAGAGACGCACCAGUAUUGGGGUGGACCGGACUGCGCUCUGCUGCAGCUCUACCCUACAUAUUCGUUAGUUGAACGUGCACCCCGUAUGCUGUAUCUGAAUACGUCCAUCAGAGGGUACCCGAAGGGACUCCGCGCUGGGUCCGAUCCCAGGGCACCAAUCCUCUCCAUCAAUGAGGGUUUCGACGCGUUCACCUUUAAAGGCGUUCCAUAUCCACUAAAGGCGAUAGAGGUAUGGGGAUGUGGAGACUGCGCGCUGCGCGAAUCUCAGUUGGACGUCAAGAAAUGGCAAGUCAAGGAGGCAGAACGACAUAGAAACGUCAAAAUAUCUGCAGCCGACUGGAUUGAGCACCCGGACAGAUAUCUGCUGGAGAUGGCAGGUCGACCCCAGUACAAUACAACUGCCUCAUAG
Messenger RNA from Leptosia nina, 1500 nucleotides. The record is from the annotation of a GenBank genome assembly. NCBI's taxonomy places the organism in Eukaryota, Metazoa, Arthropoda, Insecta, Lepidoptera, Pieridae.